UUCCGGUGAGAAUGAGAGUUAAGAUGAGAAACAUAAGAAGAAAUCUUCAUUAUUUGAUGCACACUAGGAUGAUUUACUCUAUACCUAAAAUCUUUAGGACUAAAAUUGUCAACCCACUAAACAAAUUUCAUUUUUUUUUAUUAACUUGGAUAUCCAACCCGUUAUGUGAACCAAUUAAUCUCAAAACGACUAUCUGUUUUGCAGAUAUUCCGGAGUCAUCGAAUUUGAACCUUCGUGUCUACAAGGGGAUUCUUAUUCCUCAUUGAAUUUGAACCUGAAACCUCCUGGUACUUUUGACUUUUGGAACAAAACUCACAUCAAUCAGGCACCACCCUUGUGGUUCAAAUUUCACUUUUUAACUACUUUUAGUAUCAAAUUCUUAUUUCAGUCAAACUUUACACAAAUACCUUACGCAUUUUCAUAAACCCUAUUUCCAGAUUUAAUAAAAAAAGAAACAAUUUUAUCUGGAUCACAGUCUUGACCUCCGAUCGAGCUACGAACACGAGUAGGUAGGCGGCUGGGGGCGGCAGGGCUACGCCUUUUCAAUUAAUCUCCUGCCGCUCCGCUAUUGGUGCGAGUUGCAAGAUAUCUUGAUCUCGAGUCAAGCUGGAACGUCAUCUGUCUUUUAAGUCAAGUCAUUUUCUAAGACAACUCCUCUUCUUUCUACAAUAAUCCAAACUGCAACUUAACGAGUCUGCUCGGAACCAGUCGAUUCCCUACACAAAAUUUUGCUUACAAAUUUACGUAAAGAUUCCAUUUAUUUUUUAAUUUGAAAAUAAAAYAAGAAUUCAAUUUAAAAAAUGGUUGAAAAAUGAAAUGGAUAGGUUAUUUUAGUCCAUUUUCCCAAAAUCUACCUACCUACAAAUUGGGCUAMCGUACUAUGGCGCAAGUUAGCACAAGCCAACUCCACUUCGGACAAUAUUCCGCAAUUGAUUGACGAACGUAGUCGCAAUCAUACAUCUCUCRAAUCGCUUCUCUCAAUUUAAUUCACUGACCGACGUCUUACACUCAUCGUGAUCAAUCAACAUUUGCUUGUAAAAAUCUUCUCAUUAUGUUUAGCGUUGAAUCACUAACGUUUUCCCCACCUAUAUCGUCGAUAGUUGAAGGUAAUUUGUUCGCGGUUUUUUUAUUUGAAGUUUGGCCUUCUUUUUGUUGGUACUUGCUGUAAAUUUCGUCAGUUGUAUGUUUGUUUCUCGUUUUUGGGCAGAAAUCUAGGGUUUAUAUGGUUAAAUGAUCAAAAAUCGUAAGCUAAUAUUGUUAAAACUGUAUUUGUUUCUAAUUAAUGUUUUGUUCUAUGUUGUUCGUUCACAGUUCUGGUGCAAAAAAAAUAAUGAGGCCUGCAAAUGAGAAUGUASCAUGCACGAAGAAACCGGCUAUUGAUUUGGUUUCAGCUGUCACRGAGUUGCAUGCAUUAAGUUCUCAUGAUCUUAGCAUGCUAAUCAGGAAUGCUGAAAACGGUACCAUUCAGUGGACCAAAAGCAAUGGAUCAUCUUUCGAGAUAAAUGUGGAAGGUCUAGCAAGCUAUCUUGCUUUACACCUUAUAGCAAAACUUCUAUCACCUAGACGAGAUGAACAUCAUCUCAGAUACUUGUUGGGUGGGCUACGAUUAUUGCAUACUUUGUGUGAUCUUGCACCUUCCCAUUCAAAACUUGAGCAGAUUUUGCAUGAUGAUGUAAACGUAUCAGAACAGAUGCUUGAUUUGAUACUCUUCAUGAUUAUUUUUCUUACUGGCCUUAGACAGAAAAUUMUUCCUUCAAGUCCUAUGGUCCUUUUGCACUCAGCCUUGUUGGCUAGCAGUUUGUAUCUGUUACCAGCAUGUAUUUCUUCAAAGUGGCAUGAGCUUACUCAUGUUCUGCUUGCACACCCUAAGGUUGAUGUAUUUACCAGUGUAGCUUUUCCUGCUCUCCGUACUGUUAUAUAUUUUCUUCAAGUGAAGCUGUCAGCUCAACAUACCGACACUCAUGUGACGCCAAAUGUUGAUGAAGUCCGYCAUCUCUGUGAGCACUUUGAGGCUUCUCUACAGUUUCUGCUAUCACUUUGCCAACAAAAGUUGUUUCGCGAACGCCUAGUCAUGAAUAAGGACCUAUGUGAAGAAGGUGGUGCUCUUCUGUUGGUUCAGGACAUAAUGGAACUGCCACCAUGUGACGACUCCAAUCUUAUGGCUGUGGUUUCUAGGCUAAAAUCAAAAGUUUUAUCUAUUAUGCUGCAUCUUUGUGAAACUGAAGUAGAAAGGGGCUCUUUCUUGGAUUUGGCUGCCAGCACAACUGGAGGCUUGGAUUUAGCCAAGUCUAUUGUAUUCCAGGUCCUUGAAGUGCUAAAGAUCAUGUUUUGUGGAGAUCCCAAUGGUCCCUCUGCUUGCUCCUUCAAAGGCCAUCCAAGGGGACUUUUGCAACUCAACGCAAUGCGACUAACCGAAAUAUUCUCUGAUGAUUCUAAUUUCCGAUCUUACAUAGUGUUGAACUUUACAGAGGUUUUGACCGCAGUGUUUUUGCUACCACAUGGAGAAUUCUUGUCUAGUUGGUGUUCCUCUGCUCUUGAACCUUCUGAAGAGGAUGUUACAAUGGAAUAUGAUUCCUUGUCAGCUGCUGGAAAGGCUUUGGGGCUGUUCUCAACAUCACAUGUUGUACAAUCUGCUGUCACUACCCGUCGUGCUUCUCAGAGGCCCUAUGCACGACAAAAAACAUCUUUAUUGGUCAAAAUAGUAGCUAAUCUCACCUGUUUCAUUCCCGAUAUCUGUAAAGAGGAGGAGGGUCUCUUUGUUAAUAAGUUUCUCCAGUGCUUGGAAAAGGAACUUCCACAGACUGGUGAUGCUGAGAGAGCAGCUGCGGCCUGCCGAAACCUGCAUUCGCUAUUGCAUCAUGCAGAAUCUUUGCGUGAAUACCUUAAUAAAGAUGAUGUGCAGCUUCUUAGGUUGUUCAUUAGGCAACUGGAAGCACGAAUUACUCCUCAAGAAUCCACUAUUCACCGAGCCAAGGAGUUUCAGAGUAGAGGUCAAUGCUCAUCAUCUGCACCUCAAAGAUUAUCUCCAGAAGGAUGUGGCAGAAUUGACAACCAGGAUGCGGCUGUGGACCAACUACACCAGUUAAAUUUAAACGGUGAACUUCGGUCUAAUGAUGUGGUGAGAGAAGACCAGAGGACAGGCGUAGCUGAAAGUAGUGAUAGAGAUUUUCAGAACAUUGAAACAAAUGGAUUGGAUUCACCCACCAUGCAGCUGAAGAACUCGAUUGAUAGAAUGAACAACGUAGAAGGUAUUCCUGAGGACCAAAUUGUUCGAAGCGUGCAGAGUGAGGAGAAGCAGCUAAAGAAAAGGAAGCGCAACAUAAUGAACGAUGUGCAAAUAACCAUGAUUGAAAAUGCAUUGCGGAACGAGCCAGAAAUGCAGCGAAAAGCUGCGUCUAUACAAUUUUGGGCUGAUAAAUUGAGUCUUCAUGGUUCAGAAGUUACUUCUUCCCAGCUAAAGAAUUGGCUGAACAAUCGUAAAGCGAAAUUAGCACGUGCAGCUGCUAAGGAUGUUCGUGUACCUUCUGCGGAGGACGAUGCUUUUGCUGACAAACAAGGUGGCUCAGGAACGGACCCUGUCUCUGACUCACCUGAGAGUCCUGUUGAUGAAUUCUUUGACCCAUCUCCAUUUGCUCCCCAAGGGACCCACCAGAAAGACGUCGGGGGGACUGUCUUGAGAAUAUGUGGUAACGAAAACUCAGAAACUUCCCCUAGAAGUUCUUUUAGUCGUGAGCAUGGACAAUACGUUAUGCUUACAGAUGACCAAGGAGAAGAGAUCGGCAAGGGAAAUAUACAUCUAGCAAACGGCAUAUGGUUCGGAAGAAAUUUGGAGGAAUCGGGUUUGUGUGUUGUGGAUGUUAAUUAUCUUAAAGUGGAUAUAUUGACUAAUCUUCCACACCCUUGUGAUGCCACUGGUACCACCUUUGGUCAGGCUGAACAGAUCCUUGGCAGAAAGAGGGUUCUGUGGGAUUCCAGCAAACUUCUCCUGCUCCAGCCCCAGCUGCCUAGAUGAUUAUUAAAACAAAUCUUGGAGCUAAUUGUUGAAGUUAGAAAACUGGAGUUUUGCAGCUGCUGUGAGCAAUCCRUUCACAUCGAUAUUUAUGGCGUAACGGUAGAUAACUAAUCUAAGGUCUUGUUACAAAUUAAGGUAAACUUCAAUAGGGACUUGUACUUCUUUUAGGGUUUAUAUCRGUUCUAGUUUGAUUUGGCAUCUAAAAAGCAUAGAUGCCUUGGUAUCUCUACCAAAUGACAUUGCUUUGUGAAGGGUAAUUAAUYAUCAACUUAACGUGCAUAUGUUUAAUGUUCCAUUGAUCCUA
Molecule: messenger RNA, 4316 nt
Organism: Cynara cardunculus var. scolymus (artichoke)
Lineage: Eukaryota; Viridiplantae; Streptophyta; Magnoliopsida; Asterales; Asteraceae
Product: nodulin homeobox-like
Exons: 17
Coding region: 1283-4012 (909 amino acids)
Biological process (GO): flower development
Molecular function (GO): single-stranded DNA binding
Source: RefSeq, a predicted model, not a curated record